Molecule: messenger RNA, 779 nt
Organism: Temnothorax curvispinosus
Lineage: Eukaryota; Metazoa; Arthropoda; Insecta; Hymenoptera; Formicidae
Product: peptidoglycan recognition protein-like
Exons: 1
Coding region: 455-709 (84 amino acids)
Biological process (GO): peptidoglycan catabolic process
Molecular function (GO): N-acetylmuramoyl-L-alanine amidase activity; zinc ion binding
Source: RefSeq, a predicted model, not a curated record
AAUUAAAAAACAAAUAUUUUGGGCAGAGUGAUUGUAGCCGCGGUAUCUCAGCGAGGCGUUCACAUCUCGAGGACUCCUGUUGUCUAUUGCGGUCUAGGCGAGCAAGAUCGUCGUCGACCGGGGCUACACCCGCAUCCCGCUAUUAGCGCGGCACGUGGAUUGGAUCGCCGUUUCGUAUAAUAUGUACUGUUUUCAUGACUUUCAGAUAAUAAUGGACACUUCGUUAUGUUUUAUUGAGAGGGAUGAAUGGGAUGCGGAGCCGCCUUUGGAACCUCUAACAAAAAUGAAGCUGCUAGUAUCAUAUGUAUAUAAUUAUUAAUCACACUGUGACAGCAUUCUGUACCACGCCAUCAGAUUGUGCAUUUCAAGUGAGAUUUGUUCAGUAUACGCAUUUCAAAGGUUACAAUUUUUCGAAUAUCGGCUAUAAUUUUUUCGUCGGAGGUGACGGCUUCGCAUGUGUUGGCAGAAAUUGGUUGGCGACUACGUCGGUGCCCAUGCCUGUGGUUAUAACAGCAGAAGUAUUGGCAUUUCCUUCAUCGGUAUUUUUAGUUCAGUUGUACCGCCGAAACUACAAUUACGUGCCGCGCAAAAGAUCAUAGAGCUCGGCGUCAAAGCCGGAAAGAUCGCGCCUGACUAUAAACUGUUAGGUCACCGACAAGUUUUGAACACUAAGAGUCAUGGAGAUGCCUUAUAUAAUGAAAUUACAUAAAGGCAAUUAUAUAAAGUGGCCUCAUUGUCAUCCGAGCCCUGACUAGAUAGCUUGAAAAUUUAACUUGUGA